CUCCUCGUCUUGUUCCCCCACGACGUGCUCGCCUUCGCCAUGGACGAGAGCGGACUCGAUGCACUAGCCGACGUACUCAACAAGAUUUCGGAGAAGCCCUUCGAUGUCGCGCUCCACGUCGAGCACAUUCGCCUUGCCGAGGCGGCUACGGACCCCACGAGCGCAGAGGUCGUCUCCGCAUGCGAGAUGUACACGAACUUCUACGCGGCAGAGGAUCCUGUGUGGGCGCGCUUGAUUGCGAACAAGGAGUCCACCGUCGAUCUGACAACUGCUGCGGGAGUGGAAGAGCUGCUCGACUUGUAUAACAAGGCGGAGAGCGACUACCUGUCAAUUGACCUCUUGAAGAAGCAUCUCGACUUCCUGAUUGACCGCUAUGACCACUACGCGGACGCGGAGAACAUCAAGCCGGAAGAACUGGGCGACGUCUUCACAACGGAGUGGACUCGCGCCCAACUGCAAAGCGUCGUGGCGAAGAGUUCCGGUCACAUCUCCAAGGAUCACCUCUUAUGGGAUGCAUACAGAGAUUGGGAGCUGCAGCGAUUAGAGGAGGCACCCCCGGCCGCCAAGUCGCAACUGGUAGAGCAGAUGAACUUGCUAUUCCUCAGCCGCUUACAACAACCUCACUCCAAUUCCGACGAUACUUUCCAAGCUUAUUCAUCCUUCACUACCAAUCACCAGCCCCCUCAGGCAUACGAGGAGAUGCUCGUCGAGGCGUCGAAGAUCCGCGGGAGAGCCGUCAAGGGCUACGACCGAAGAGAGCCGUUCGAGAGGGAACUGGCUCAGACGGGCAACUCUCUUGUCGUUUUUGACCGCUACGCUGCCUAUGAACGCCGCGCGAAGUACCCAGACUUAGCCAUCCUAGUCGCGGUGCACGAGCGCGCAAUAGCAGAAGCAGCGAAGCGAAGAACUACAGGUGAACCUGGAUCGGAAGAGGCGCUGAGGAGCUUCUGGGUGGCAUAUCUCGAUGCCCUGCGCAUACAAGGAGCCCCAGAAGAGAUCCAGCAUCGAACGUACAAGCGCGCAGCUCGUAGCAUACCGGGUAGCGGCGAGAUGUGGGCUCGGUAUAUGCGUUUCCUGGAGCGGACGAAGGACGAAGUGUCGGAGGAGGAGGAGCCGAACAGAGAAACUGUUGCCGCCAUCUACGACCGCGCCUUCGCCACUGGCCUCUUGCAGACGGACGCGGAACAAAUCGUUCCCGUCGUGCUUGCACGAGCGGGGUACGACAAGCGGUCUGCCGAGGACGCAGACGCCAUCGCCAGCCUGAUCGCCGUCGUCGAGACUGGAAUUGGGAUGGUUCGAGCAGCUUCGCGCGCAGGAGACCCGAGGUUGAGGUUAGAGAAGUUUCUCGCUGAUGUGUACACCGAAGUCGCCUCGCUACCAGCCGGUGCGAUCGAAGUCUGGCAAGCCGCUGCCAAGGCGCACAAGAUUAGCUACACAGUGUGGCUGGCGUAUACGGAUUGUUUGAUCAAACAGGGCCAAAUCGAUGCCGCCCGCCACGUCUUCAACGACGUGCACGGCAAGCACCUCGACUGGCCGGAAGCCGUGUGGGACGCAUGGCUCAACUUUGAGCAUAUCCAUGGCUCGGUGGACGAGAUUGAGGAUUGUUUGGACAAGAUCGAGCGCGCGCGUUAUCAGGUUAAUGCGAGGAGGGCGAAGGAAGCUGAGCGCGCGGCCUACCAAUAUGCCGCCGAGCAGCAAGCAAAUCAAGCCCAAGUCGCCAACGUACCUGUUCCGAACGCUGACGCACCUAUGGAUGUCGAUGCACCCCAACCCGCUGGCGAGCGCGGUACGAAACGGGCAGCUGAGGACGACGCCGGCCCUGGUGAUCAGUCGCAGAAGCGUGCAAAGGUCGAGCCGAAGGGCCCGCCGCUCAAGCGCGAUCGCGAGAACUGCACGGUGUUCGCGUCGGAGCUGCCGCCGAAUGUGCAGGAGGAUGAUCUCCGGGGGUUGUUCAAGGAUUGUGGGUCCAUUCGCGAGAUCAAGAUCACACAUUUGGAAAAGGCGGUCGUGGCAACGGUGGAGUUUAUCCAGAGGGACAGCGUGCCGCAGGCCCUCACGAAGGACAAGAAGCGUAUCCAGGGCGAGGAGAUCGCCGUUCACCUGGCAUGGAAGUCGACCUUGUAUGUGACGAACUUCCCGGAGAAGACGGACGACGCAGCCAUACGGGAGUUGUUUGGCAAGUUCGGCACGAUCUUCGAGGUGCGCUGGCCAAGCAAAAAGUUCAAGAGCUCGAGGCGGUUCUGCUACGUGCAAUAUACGAACCCGACUGCCGCCGAAAAGGCACUCGAAUUGCACGGUCGCGAGCUCGACCCGGGACUGCCGCUCAAUGUGUACAUCUCGAAUCCAGAGCGCAAGAAGGAGCGUACGGACCAGGACGCACAAGAGCGUGAACUCUACGUGGCUGGUCUGAGCAAGUUCACGACGAAGCAGGAUCUGGAGAAGGUUUUCAAGACGUAUGGGACCCUCAAAGACGUCCGCGUCGCGUUGGACUCGAAGGACAAUACCUGCAAGGGUUUUGCGUUCGUCGAGUUUGAGAAUGAGAAGGAUGCGAAUGCGGCGUUGGCGGCGAAUAACUACGAGUUAAAGAAGCGGCGUAUUGCGGUGACGAUAGCCAGCGCGAGCACGAAGGCCAAGUUCAAGAACCAAGCGCAGGCAGAUACCGGCUUGGGUCGUCAGGACGAAAUCCGCAGCCGCUCGUUCAUGGUCAAGAACCUCCCGCCGGACGCAGACGAUGGCCGACUACAGCAAGAACUCGAGAAGGUCAUGAAAGUCAAGCGCGUCGAGGUCUUCAAGGACAAGAACGAGGCGGUCGUAGAGCUCGAGUCCGCUGCGGACCUCGGCGUGCUGCAACUUCGGAAGGAGCCCAUCGUGUUCAAUGGGCGGGAGCUGAAGCUCGUGUUCGAAGGCCGACAGGCGAAGGACGCGAAGCCUGGCGCGGGCAUGUUUAUACCUAGGGCGGCCGCGUCGCGCCCGCGCGCGGGCCUCGGUCAUGCGAGGAAGCCGCCGGCAGCAGGCGCGGCGAAACCUGCCCCCGGGGCUUCAGCGGCGGGAUCUGGGGCGUCGGGAAGCAAGCCCGCGGAGGGACGAGGGCAGGACGAUUUCAGGAAAAUGCUGGGAGUUUUCGUCGCUGAGCAGAACCGCCCAGGCUGCAUCGCAAUGGCCUCCUUCGCAGCGAAAGCCCUAUUCGAUCUCAGCGGCCGCGUCGCGGUCGUCACGGGCGGCGGCACGGGCAUCGGGUACAUGAUCGCGCGCGGGCUGGCGUCGAACGGCGCGAAGGUGUACAUUACAGGGCGGCGAUUCGAGGUGCUGCAGAAGGCGGCUAGCGGCUUCAGUGGGGCGGGGUCUUUGGUCCCAUUGAAGAUGGACGCGACGAACAAGGAUAGCAUACUGAGCGCGAAGAAGGAGAUCGCGGAUAAGGAGGGGAAGCUGCAUGUGUUGGUCAACAACGCAGGGCAGGUCGGCCCGUGCUCGAACUUCAUGAGCAACCCGGACGCGCCGGAGAACAAGGACCCCGAGGCGUUCGGGAUGACCCUGUUCAAGGAGGAUCAGCAGGGCUGGUCAGAUGUGUUCGCGAUCAACAACCACUCCAUCUUCUUCGUGUCCUCCGCGUUUGUGGGUCUGCUCGCGAAGGGCGCGACGGACUAUGGCGCGUUCUCGUCGAGCAUCAUCAACAUCACGAGUAUCAGCGGCACGAUCAAGGUCGCGCAGGACCACUUCGCCUACAACUCGGCCAAGGCAGCAGCCAGCCACCUGACGCGCAUGCUCUCGACUGAGUACGCGCGGCGACAGAUCCCUGUUCGCGUCAACUCCAUCUCGCCCGGCGUCUACGCGUCGGAGAUGACCUUUGACAAGAUCCCCGCGGACGUGGUGGACAAGAUCGGGAAGGGCUUGGUGUCGGUGCCGGCGAGGCGCGAUGGAACGCCCGAGGAGAUGGCUGGCACGGCGGUAUACCUCGCCUCUCCGGCAGGUUACUACAUGAACGGCCAGGAAUUGACUAUCGACGGUGGCUACACUGCGGUGAACCCCGCUCGUGUAUAGAGCGGCCAACUCUGCCCUGCAUACAUCAUGCGCGCGGGCAUUGUGAAAAUAUGUUUACCGAAAUGUAACCUUGUUGUAAACAAACAAUUGCAAGUGUAGAUAGAAGCGGAGAUGAGUAUCCGCAAAAGAACGUAUUAGUUGGAUGAAAUAUCAGCGGGUUUUGCAUCAAGUGCUCAUUGUUCUCAAUGGGCAGUAGAUGCAGAAACUUCUGAUAUUUAUCGAAUCUAAUACGUCCUAAAAUGGGGUUUUAUGGUCUGCAGCGCGAGGGAGCCUUGGGGAGCUUACCAUGUCUGCAAAUUGUAUGACGCUACGAGAUCAAGUGUGAG
Schizophyllum commune H4-8 is the source of this 4364-nucleotide messenger RNA. RefSeq lists its product as uncharacterized. Gene Ontology annotation, molecular function: oxidoreductase activity; protein binding; RNA binding. NCBI's taxonomy places the organism in Eukaryota, Fungi, Basidiomycota, Agaricomycetes, Agaricales, Schizophyllaceae. Bases 40 to 4038 code for a protein of 1332 amino acids. The transcript is spliced from 25 exons. The record is from RefSeq and is a predicted model, not a curated record.